AUGAAGACUCUUCACAUCUUCCUCUUCCUUCUGGUCAACCUUUUGCAGUCACUUGCACAAGAAGAUCUUGACAAGAAGGUGUUCAUCUUCCCAGAGUCGUCCAACACUAGCCAUGUGCUGUUGAAGCCCAGCUUUGCGCGGCCAUUGACCGGCUUCACAAUCUGUCUGUGGUCUUACACAGACAUGACCCGUGCCCACACCCUCUUCUCUUACGCCACCAAGACAAACGACAACGAGAUCGUCAUCUUCAAAUCCAAACCCAACGAGUACAGCCUUUAUGUCGGAACGUCCGACGUGCUCUUCAUCUUCCCCGAACACAUGACCGUGAAGCCUUCGUGGGAGCAUAUAUGUAUGAGUUGGGAGUCCGGCACCGGGCUGGUCGAAUUCUGGUUGGAUGGGCAACCUCUUCCACGGAACGGCAUGAUGAAAGGGCACCGGAUAAGUCCAGAGGCAUCUAUUGUCCUUGGGCAGGACCAGGAUGCCUUUGGCAGUGGGUUUGAUAUCAACCAAUCCUUUGUUGGGGAGAUAAGAGAUGUAUAUAUGUGGGAUCGGGUGCUGUCGGAGAAUGAAAUGUGCCUGGUAUGGAGCAAUUCCGUUCCUCCCAGCCCUGCGAUUGACUGGAAGGCACUGAAUUAUGUCAUCAGAGAUUAUGUCAUCCUUAAGCCAUCUCUGUCUUCCGUCUGCAGAGCUGGGUAGACUGCAAAUCAAUAGUUUCAAUCAGGGAUGAGAACAUGUGGCCUUCCGAACGUUGUUACACCAUACAUACAUUACAC
This is a messenger RNA of Anolis sagrei ordinatus, 773 nucleotides long. RefSeq names its product serum amyloid P-component-like. Gene Ontology annotation, molecular function: complement component C1q complex binding. Gene Ontology annotation, biological process: innate immune response. NCBI's taxonomy places the organism in Eukaryota, Metazoa, Chordata, Lepidosauria, Squamata, Anolidae. The record is from RefSeq and is a predicted model, not a curated record.